AUGGCUACACCACGAAUGUUUCAGUUAGCAAAGGGUAAGCCAAUCAUUCCCGAGCCUGACAAGGCAACCGCAACAAUUGUUCGAAGACAAGUAGAAGAAGUCAUUCGCAUGGCUUUACGGGGACAUGAGGGGGACCGUGUAAUUACCAGCUCUAGAGAAUUGACUGACGAAAAUGGAAGUCAUUUGAUCCGGUACACGGACUGGAGGGUUGGAAGAGAUUUGAGCGUUCAACCAACUAACCUCGAUCCCGACAUGGCCCUUUAUGAUUGGCAGGACCUGGAAAUCACAUCACCAGCGCUCUUCGCCACAGAAAAGUCUUUCGCCGAGGUUCAUCAUGUUCUCACAGCAAUUUGCAACAAUUUCUGGGUAUUUGCACCGGAGACCGCCGGCUUGCAUAUCCACUAUGGACGAGGCAAGGAUUGGAUACCAAUCCAUCAUCUGCGCCGAAUUGCUGCUUUUCUUUUCGCUGCUGAUCCAAUCCUAACGCAGAUGCAUCCUCCACACCGUCGGGGAAGAGAGUGGAGGGAUUAUUGCCUAAGCAAUAGACACUAUAGCACCUUAGCAUACGGCAUAUCGUCAGCACAGGUGGGUAGGCAUCUUGAAGUAGGUGACCUUGACGAAGGACACUAUAAGGAGGACCUCGUAACCAGUCGCCCUGGAUCAGCAACUAAACCUAAACCAGAGAAAAAGAAAGGCCCUAAAUUUAUCCCCAUUUUUAAACCAGGUACUCUCGAGGGCUAUAAGUUCGAUAAGGAUUUCUUCAACUCAGGUCGAUAUGCAUGGGCGGAAGAGGGGGAAUUUCUACCCGGGAGGCAGGUUGGUAAAUCUUUGGAUAUCAUAACCGCCGUUCGGGAGCUCUUGUCUGCCCCGAGCGCUCCAGUAAUAUCCACCUUGAUGCAACACUGGAGAAUCACCCGCUGCGCUUACAACUUCCUGGCUUAUGACGUGGAGAGAUACGGGGCGGUACAGUUAUAUGGAGCCCGUCUCCGAGCGCAGCCCAAGCGGACUAUCGAAUUUCGGCAAGCUACAGGUACAGUUAAUGCCGACGAGGUUGUCGCGCACGCAAGAAUAGCUGUGCGUCUAUGUGAGUUCGCCUGUGAAACUGAUAUCAAUGCUUUGUGGAUCAUGAUAUUAGAUUUUGUACAAGCUGAGAAACACCCAGCCUGGUAUGACGUUUUUAAUCUUCUAUUUGAACUCGGUCUGGUCGACGAAGCGAGAGUCAUUCAGAGACAGAUAGCAAAACAGCGCGGGAUUGAGAUUAUAAAUGAAGACCUCGGUACAUUUAAAGCACCACCCGUACCUCCCUCUCGCUGGAGUAGGUUUGUAUCUUGGCUGUCCAACCCAUUGUCAUCUCAACCAGAACCAGGCCAACGGGAUAACCCGCCCGAAACUAAUGCUGAAAUAAGUUCCAAUAUAGCCUACAGAGGGAUGGCCCGGCUCUAUCGUUAAGUAUUAUUCCUAAGAUUUAAAGCUUGGUAGGGCUGAAUCAAACGAGGCUUUAGAGGAGUUCUCUCAGCUAAGUCUGUUUGGAGCUUAUCACUGGCACUAAUGGAGAGCCUACCCCUAUGUAUAUUGGGAACGAUAUGAUGAGGAU
Molecule: messenger RNA, 1594 nt
Organism: Daldinia vernicosa
Lineage: Eukaryota; Fungi; Ascomycota; Sordariomycetes; Xylariales; Hypoxylaceae
Exons: 1
Coding region: 1-1449 (482 amino acids)
Source: RefSeq, a predicted model, not a curated record